Cuscuta europaea is the source of this 2694-nucleotide messenger RNA. The record is from the annotation of a GenBank genome assembly. NCBI's taxonomy places the organism in Eukaryota, Viridiplantae, Streptophyta, Magnoliopsida, Solanales, Convolvulaceae.
UCCCCACCAAUCAAAUCCGACCGGCCGCUUUCUUGUCAGUUCACCGCCAUCGCCGAAUGAAUUUGAGCUUAUGAGCGGGCGGUUUUACUCCAGAGAUUCACAGCGGCGGUGAUUUUGGGUAAAAAAGGGAAAUGAUUGACGGACUGCUUAUAGUGUAGACGGAAGGAGUUGCUUCGCUGCUUCGAAUUUACAUCUUUAUCCUCACCCCCUUCCUCCUCCUUCAUCGACUUGAAUCUUUAGAGAGAGAAAGUGAAAAAGGAAGAGAAUUUGCAAUCAAGGCCAUGUCGCGCUGUUCAUAUCUGCACUUGUAAUAAUGGCGGAUGAAUCCGAGUCUAGCAUUUUCUACGAAGGCUCCGACCUCAUGGUCGAUCCUCCCUGUUCUUCGACGCAGUGAGGCCUGGCAGGGCGAUUGUUCUCGCAUUCUUUGUCCGAUUCGAGUAUUUUCUCCGAUUUCAAUUCAGUUUUGGUGCUGUGUUCGGAUUGGGUUGUCUUUUACUUAGGCCUUUGAUUCAGAGGGAGCAGAAAGAUAAGAUGGACGGCGGCGCUGAGGGUUGCGGAGGUGGGGGAAACGAAGCGGGUCCCCCACAUCCUCUUGAGUGGAAAUUCUCUCAGGUAUUCGGUGAGCGUACGGCCGGGGAAGAAGUCCAGGAAGUUGAUAUCAUCUCAGCAAUUGAGUUUGAUAAAAGUGGGGACCAUCUCGCUACUGGUGAUCGUGGGGGUAGGGUUGUAUUAUUUGAAAGGACUGAUACUAAAGAGCAUGUUGCAAGUGUUGGAAGUCGGAAAGAAGUUGAAAGAAUGGACUAUCCGCUUAGUCGGCACCCAGAGUUUCGGUACAAGACAGAAUUUCAAAGCCACGAGCCAGAGUUUGAUUAUCUUAAAAGCUUGGAGAUUGAGGAGAAAAUUAACAAGAUUCGAUGGUGCCAAGCUGCUAACAGUGCCCUCUUUCUUCUGUCCACGAACGAUAAAACAAUAAAGUUUUGGAAGGUGCAAGAGAAGAAAGUAAAGAAAAUAGCUGACUUGAAUAUCGACCCUUCUAGAUCUAUUGGGAAUGGCAGUGUUUCCAGUUCAAGUGUUACUCUGACAUCAAACAAGAAUCUCACAAAUGGGGACUAUCAUGAUAGACCUUACAAUAGUUUGAGCAACGACUCAUCAUUACCUGCCAGUGGCAUCUCUGCACUUCGUAUACCUGUGGUUACAAGUAAUGAUAGCAGCCUUGUAGCGCGAUGUAGGAGAGUUUACGCUCAUGCGCAUGACUAUCAUAUCAAUUCCAUUUCAAACAACAGUGAUGGUGAAACAUUUAUAUCAGCUGAUGAUCUGCGAAUAAACCUGUGGAACUUGGAAAUAAGUAACCAAAGUUUCAAUAUUGUCGAUGUAAAACCAGCAAAUAUGGAAGAUCUAACAGAGGUUAUAACUUCAGCAGAAUUUCACCCAACACACUGUAACACGUUAGCUUAUAGUAGUUCAAAAGGAUCUAUUCGUCUCAUUGAUUUACGGCAAUCGGCACUGUGCGAUUCACAUUCCAAAUUGUUUGAGGAACAGGAGCCAGCUGGCUCAAGGUCCUUCUUCACAGAGAUAAUUGCUUCAAUUUCUGAUAUUAAAUUUGCAAGAGAUGGAAGAUACAUCCUCAGUCGUGAUUACAUGACACUCAAGUUGUGGGACAUAAAUAUGGAUUCUGGGCCAGUGUCAACAUUCCAGGUUCACGAAUAUUUAAGACCAAAGCUAUGUGAUUUAUAUGAGAAUGACUCCAUCUUUGAUAAAUUCGAAUGUUGCUUGAGCGGCGAUGGAAUGCGAGUAGCUACAGGAUCCUACAGCAACCUGUUCCGUGUUUUUGGCCGUGGGGUGGGAAACACUGAAGCAACAACUCUGGAAGCAAAUAAGAAUCCUAUGAGAAGACAAGUCCAGGCCCCUUCAAGGCCUGCCAGAUCUAUAAGCAGUAGUAUAACUCGCGUUGUCAGGCGAGGAGGAUCAGAAAGCCCAGAUGCAAAUGGAAAUUCAUUUGAUUUCUCAACAAAACUUCUUCAUCUUGCUUGGCAUCCAACUGAAAACUCGAUCGCGUGUGCUGCUGCAAACAGCCUGUACAUGUAUUAUGCAUCAUCAUCAUAAUAAUUAAUAUGAACAAUAAUAGUAAUAAAAUCACACAGGGAUAGAAAAGCACAAUCUCUGGGUGCAAUUUGUGAAAGAGGCUGUCUUAGCAUUUGUCUCACUUUUCACUGCAAAAUUGCCUCGCUAAUGUGGGGUCCACACAAUGUAAGUUCAAUGGCAACAAGGGUUCGGAAGCAGCAGAAAAAAUCUUCAAUGGUUAAGAACCACUGGUCUCUGCCCCAUCCUCUUUUGCCUCUUUUCCCUAUCUGUGUCUGCCAUUUGUUAAGGAAGAGGUUUUACACAUCUGUGAUGGUUGUGAUGUGGGGAGAGUCAGGAAAAAGAGUCGCUUGCUGCUGCUAACUUUUCUCAGGCAUCAAGGCUCUCAACUUCUUUGCGAUAGAUUGAUUUUAGCCUCCUGUAGGAUUAUUAAUUUAAAUGUGACAUUGCUAUAAAUUACCAACUAAAAUAUUUGUUUUUUAAACAUUUGUGCACAAAAGAAAAAUUUAAGCGCGCAGGAUAUUACUAGUUCAUUACCGGCUCUCGGGCCCUACUUUAACUUGGUCAUCAGGAAAAUUAUGUUAUUAGUUAAAACUUUUCUGUUUAUGUUUGGUC